Molecule: messenger RNA, 1275 nt
Organism: Phascolarctos cinereus (koala)
Lineage: Eukaryota; Metazoa; Chordata; Mammalia; Diprotodontia; Phascolarctidae
Gene: SLC25A41
Product: solute carrier family 25 member 41
Biological process (GO): transmembrane transport
Source: RefSeq, a predicted model, not a curated record
GGCCAGGGUUCCAAGGGGUCCCUGACUUCCUGUGCUCCAAAGUGGCCAAGUGAUAGCAAACCAGAGCCCUGGAAGGAAACCCACUGUCCCAAGCCUCUCCUCCCCCUCCUCCCCCGGCCACCAUGGACACCCAUGACAGGGAUCCCAACACUUGCAUCCAGAGCUUUGGGCCCCACCCCUACCACCAGGAGAAACAGCAGGUGCUAGACACUGGUGAACAGCUGAUGGUCCCUGUAGAAGUGUUGCAGGAGAGCGACCAAGCAGCCUGGUGGAAGUUCCUGGUCUCAGGGGCUGUGGCUGGCGCUGUGUCACGUACUGGGACGGCCCCCCUGGACAGGGCUAAAGUCUUCAUGCAGGCCUAUGCCUCCAAAACAAACAUCAUGAACUUGCUGGGGGGCAUGCGAAGCAUGAUCCAAGAAGGCGGAAUAUGCUCCCUGUGGCGGGGAAACGGCAUGAACGUGCUCAAGAUCGCACCCGAGUACGCCAUCAAGUUCUCCGUCUCUGAGCAGUAUAAGACUCUCUUCUACAACCAGAAAAACCCACAGCCCUUUCAAGAAAGAAUCCUGGCUAGCUCCCUGGCAGUGGCUGUCUCCCAGACUCUCAUCAACCCCAUGGAGGUACUGAAGACCCGGCUGAUACUCCGGCGGACAGGCCAGUACAAGGGGCUACUUGAUUGUGCGUGCCAGAUCCUAGGGCGUGAGGGAACCCGAGCCUUCUAUCGGGGCUACUUGCCCAACAUGCUGGGCAUUGUGCCCUAUGCCUGCACCGAUUUGGCUGUCUAUGAGUCGCUUAGGUGGGUCUGGCUCUACUUAGGGUUCGAGUCAAACAAUCCCAAUGGGAUGAUCAGCCUAUUGUCCAUCACACUGUCCAGCACCUAUGGCCAGAUGGCCAGCUACCCCCUGACACUGGUGCGGACAAGGAUGCAGGCCCAAGACACCGUGGAGGGCUCAAAUCCCACCAUGCGAGGUGUCUUUGGAAAGAUCCUAGCCCAGCAGGGCAUGCCUGGCCUGUACCGGGGGGUGACUCCCACCCUCCUGAAGGUGCUGCCAGCAGUGGGCAUCAGCUACGUGGUAUAUGAAGCCAUGAAGAGUGUUCUGGGGGUGGCUAAGAGCCUUCCCUCUUGUCUGGAGGGCUAGAGGGCCAGAGACCCCCAGAAGGGGCUGGGGAGGAUCUAAAGGAUCAGGCCCCCCACCCAGGGAGCCUGGCAGGGUUGGGCCAAGUAGAUUCUAGGCACAUGAGGCCAGCUCAGAGUCCUUUCCAAUGCUCUUAGCCCUG